Molecule: messenger RNA, 2335 nt
Organism: Linum trigynum
Lineage: Eukaryota; Viridiplantae; Streptophyta; Magnoliopsida; Malpighiales; Linaceae
Source: the annotation of a GenBank genome assembly
CCUAGUGAUCUUUACUGAUUUCGUGUGUUUUGGUACUGUAGGAAUUGGAGAUUUUAUUGGUUUAGUCUCCUGAAUUUCGAUUUCUCAUGUUUCUUCGUCAUAAUUUUGGUGUCCAUUACGAUUUUACAAAUACUUGCUGCAGUUACUGGGAAGCAAAAUUGGUGCCAGUGCUGAUGUUCAAUGUAUGAUAAUAACAUUACUGUGGGAGGAACAUAUAUAUAUGAUGAUAAAUUGUACGAAAUGUGUGAACAAUUUGAACUGAUAUCAUCCGCUAAAAUAUUAGACACUAAAUGGUUACCCCUCUUGUUAGCUUUCUGAUUUGCUUCUGCUCAUAUGUUCAGAUGCUGGAGUAAUGAGGGAGUCCCUGCCGGGACAAGUACGUGCACCGGCGGUGUUCAGGUGCGUAAGGGUGACGGCGGUGGAGGAUGGAGAAGAUGAGUACGCGUAUCAGGCGGUGGUGAAGAUUGGAGGUCACGUCUUCAAAGGAGUUCUGUAUAACCAAGGACCCGAAACCAGUAGCAGUACAAGAGAUGGGACCUUCCCUAACUUGUCUGAGUUGCACUUGGGUGGCGGCGGUUCGUCUUCGUCUCCGAUCAUGGAUCCGUCGGAUGUUUACGGUGGUGCUUCCGGCGGGUUGCGUGGAGGAUCGACGUAUGGACAUCCCAUGAACUGAUCGAUGAUCUGAUGAGAGGAAACAAAAAGCACACGCACACAAAGGUUUCUUUAAUUCACUAGUGAAACCCCCUUCACUAAUAACUGGUUUACUCCCUAAUCGCCUGCUAAUUAAUUGUUGUAGGGUUCUUUCUUAUCUUUCCCCUCUUUUUUGUUUAGCUGGAUAUUGGGACAUCUCUAAUUGCUCCCGCCAUAACUGUGUUUUAUUGUUGUUAAUUAGCUCUUUUUUUUUUCUCUACUUCAUGUUUAAUCAGUUCAUUGUUGUAAUUAUAAUGACUACUUUUUUCCCCGCCAAACAUUCACAUGCGUGAUGUGAUCUAUUUAUUCUCUUUAUUUUCCUUUUGUUGGGAGCUCUUUUUUUCUUUGCUGCUCAUGAUGAUGAUCAUCCAUCCAUCCCUGUUUGGUUCCACUUUGGAAGGAAGGAGUCGGUGCAUGAUCUUUGUCAUCAAUUUCCAACGCCAUUGACAAGUCUUUUCAACAUAUAUGGACAAUUUAUAGCUUGUUAUUAUUAUCUAUAGUUUAAAAUACAAGCUAAGAUCAUUCGUUCCAUUUUUGUGCAGCAUUGUUUAAUUAUUGAGACGAACUGAUUCACGUUGGUGCUGAUUCUCGUUGGUAUUAAGCUAGCUCUUACCGCUUUCCGACUCUUCAUAACCUAGGGUUUAGUUCUCGGCGAAGAGAUUUAUGAAUUAUGAUGAUCUCUUUGCGUGAUGUGUUCAUGUAGGCAUUAUUGGGAGUUUGAUGCUUUCUUUCUUUCCAUCUGAGGUCUUUUCUUCUUCUCUAUUCUUUCUUCUGCUUUUUUACCCUUUCAGGCUUUCUUUGUAUUUGGUGACAACAGUGGCUCGAGUUUGACAAAAAGUGACACCAUUUACUGCAUUACAGCAUAAAAUGAUCCCAUCAUCAACAGAAGAAUUUCAUAGCUGGAAACCAUCCAUCACUAUUUACCCAGUUACCUGUUAAGUAAAUAUAUAAUAAUGAUAAAAUUCAUCUGAUAAUUAAAUUCGUUAUUGGCUAAUUCUAGUCUUCCAACUUUGUUUCCUCAUUUGGAAGUUGUAUUGAAGGAAGGAACCCACUACUGCUUCUGCAAAUAUUCUCCCUUCAUUUUCCAUGGCAAUUCAAUUCAGUUGAUAUACCAAAUGGGGGUUUCCUUUUUCAUGGUUGAGAUCUAACAUUCUGCUGCUGCUGCAACCAGUUCAGUCACGUUUCCUGGUUCGAUGUUAGCUGAGUUUGUUUUGGUUCAGUUCCCUUUGAUCAAAUUGUUGGCAUGUAGCAGCAGCUUGCCAGUGUGCAUUAAUGAUAUAUAAAUAAAUGAACAAAUUCUGCUGCUUUAGGACUUUAGCAAGCAAAGCAUUCCAUUGCUGCUGCUGCUGCGAAGUAGUUGCGACGUCUCUUUCAUUAAUUGUUGCCCAACAAAUGGAUCGUGAGGGUGAAAAAAGGGCCAAUCUUAGAGAUAAGUCGUUGUCAGCCCACUUCAAUUCCUCGUUGCACCAUUUUCCUCUCAAUGUGGCCAAAUAAACCACCUUCGUAAAACAUGUUGCAUGUUUCGUGAAUCGAAUAUUUUUUUUUAUAGCUUGAGUCUUUGAAUACGGCAGGAAUUGAGGGCUCAAUAGGCCUUAGUAAGUUGGGAAUUUAUCAUCGGUAUUUGGAAUAUAUCGAGUACUUUAUU